AUGUCGAAAAGACUUAGUUUAGGCAGUCAUUUUCUCAGUCAUAAAAAAAGAGAAGAUCUAUCAGAACUAUUUACAAGCUUUGAUAAAGAUCAAGAUGGCAGAUUAUCACACAAGGAAUUGGAAGCAAUGCUACUCUCUGCAGGAGUAGAUAACUUAGUAGUCACUGAUAUGAUUCACGAUGUUCAAAAAAGCGAAUCAACAAACGGCGAUAGUAUAGGUUUCGAAGAAUUUGUGCAACUUAUGAGACCCACCUUAGCCAACCCUUAUCGUCUUACAAAAAAGCAACAAGAACUGAAAGAAGCCUUCGAUGCCUUUGAUAAGGAUGGUGACGGUGUCAUUAAUGUGCCUGAACUGAAGGCAAUGAUGGACAAUUUAGGGGAUAAAAUUACUUUAGCUGAGACACAGGCGCUCAUACGAGAUGUGGACUUGGAUAAAGAUGGCGUUGUCAGCUUUGAAGAGUUCUGUAUUAUGAUGGGGGUUGAACCAAAACACAACAGCAGUUUUACUAUUAAAAGAAGCAGUUGGAUUCGCAAUAAGCAAACGAAAACAUGUGAGCAUCAUCAUAGUUCUUCCAUCCGCAAAUUCUUUUGCACACAUAAAAAAUAA
Messenger RNA from Mycotypha africana, 606 nucleotides. RefSeq lists its product as uncharacterized. The record is from RefSeq and is a predicted model, not a curated record. Bases 1 to 606 code for a protein of 201 amino acids. Gene Ontology annotation, molecular function: calcium ion binding. Lineage: Eukaryota; Fungi; Mucoromycota; Mucoromycetes; Mucorales; Mycotyphaceae. The transcript is spliced from 2 exons.